This is a messenger RNA of Polyodon spathula (Mississippi paddlefish), 1504 nucleotides long. RefSeq names its product phospholipid phosphatase 1-like. The record is from RefSeq and is a predicted model, not a curated record. Gene Ontology annotation, molecular function: phosphatidate phosphatase activity. Bases 472 to 1323 code for a protein of 283 amino acids. The transcript is spliced from 6 exons. NCBI's taxonomy places the organism in Eukaryota, Metazoa, Chordata, Actinopteri, Acipenseriformes, Polyodontidae. Gene Ontology annotation, biological process: signal transduction; phospholipid metabolic process; phospholipid dephosphorylation.
UUCGUAUUGUACUGUCCGUGACGCUAUAGGCUCUUCCAUCUGAUCUUCAUAAUGACAACUCUGAAAUCCAGUCUCACAAAACACACAGCGGAGUAGGAUUAUAUACCUAACUGUCAACACCAGAGAAAGGCCAGAGAUGAGAUAGGGUGACGGUAAAGUUAGUCGGCAAGGCUUAGCGUCCGUGUGCUUCAGUAUAUUUUAAGGUUUUUUGUUUUCAAAUAGUUUUUUAAAGGUAGCGGCCGUUGACAAUACUAAUACCAAUCGUUGCCUGUGUAUGUUCCAAUAGACUGCAAACUGUAUUAAAAUCAAACCGCGAUAUAUUAAGCCGCUUGUUAGCGUCCGGUUUUUCUGCUUAGCUUUUUUUACGCAAGUAAGAAUUUGUAUUUGCAUUUAGAUUUUGGUGGGAGUCAGAAAUCGCAGAACAAGGAGCAGUAAUUACCUUUAAGAGACACAAGAACAAGAGGAAAAAACAUGUUUGACGGAACAGCAGUCCCAUUCAUUGUCCUUGAUAUAGUCUGCGUUGUCCUGGCUGGCUUGCCGCUUGCUGUUUUUAACCUGGUCAAAAUAAAGCCGUAUCAGAAUGGCUUUUUCUGUAAUGAUGACAGCAUCAGAUAUCCAUUCCAUAACAGUACCAUCACCUCCACUGUCUUGUACUCAGUGGGGUUCACACUGCCCAUUUGCUCUAUGAUCGUAGGGGAGUGCCUCUCAGUCCAUUAUAAACGCUUGCAGUCAAACUCCUCGGUCAGAAAUAAUUAUGUGGCCUGCCUUUACAAGGCCAUUGGAACUUUUGUGUUUGGCGCUGCCAUGAGCCAGUCUCUGACUGACAUCGGCAAGUAUUCUAUCGGGCGGCUGCGGCCCCACUUCCUGGAUGUGUGCAAGCCGAAUUGGGCAGAAAUCAACUGCAAAGCGGGCUACAUAGAGAACUUCACGUGCACAGGGGAAAAAGGGAUAGUCAACGAAGCAAGGCUCUCCUUCUACUCCGGGCAUUCCUCGUUCUCAAUGUACUGCAUGUUGUUCCUAGCACUUUAUGUUCAAGCAAGACUUGUGGAAGACUGGGCUAGACUACUGCGUCCCACAAUCCAGUUCUUCCUGGUUGCAGCAUCCAUCUACGUUGGCCUUUCUCGGGUUUCUGACUACAAGCACCACUGGAGUGAUGUGCUGACUGGGCUGAUCCAGGGAGCGAUUGUUGCAACACUGAUUGUGUUUUUUGUAUCAGACUUCUUUAAGACACGUGUUACAGCCUUUCCCCAAAAAGAAGAGGACAUUACCCACACAACUUUACAAGAAACUCCCACAAACGGAAAUUAUGGUAGUACUCACUAGACAUGAAAUAACUGAAGUGGACACCCUGUGAAUGCAACCCUGCUUCUUGUUUUUCUAAGGUGGUUUGUCUAGAGCCCAGAGUAUGAAUGGUCCAAUCCAUGGAUGUUUGAUUACACUGUGUAACAAUUAUUAUUAUUUUUUUUGUUCCUGAGUAGUAAGUGUUAUUUCCUAAUUGCUUAUG